UGGGACUUGCAUCGUUCCCUUGCAGAGACUGUUCUUCCUCCUGAGAUGGCAGCAGAAAUACCUGAAGUCUCCUCCCUGGCAUCAGAGGCCAAAAAAGCUUUCAAGUCGGCUUUUGGCAGUGAACCGGAUAUUGCUGUGUCAGCCCCUGGGAGAGUGAACAUCAUUGGAGAACACACAGACUACAAUGAUGGUUUUGUUUUCCCAAUGGCCUUACCUCUUGUCACUGUUUUUGUGGGUAAGAAAACAGCAACUGGCCUUUGUCGCAUACUGACCCUCUCGGAGUCUGCUGACAAGCCAUACCAGGUGGAGUUCGGGGUCCCCUCGACAGCCACACCUCUCACUCCUGGGAAACCUGAUUGGGCUAAUUACGUCAAAGGAGUCGUGGCCAACUUCCCAGGUGAUAUUAGUGGGUUUGAUGCUGUGGUUACAACUUCUGUUCCACUGGGAGGUGGACUUUCCAGUAGUGCAUCACUUGAGGUUGCUACAUACACUUUCCUGGAAGCUCUUACUGGAAACAAAGCUGCCAGCUUGCAGGCAAAGGCUCUCGCAUGCCAGAAGGCGGAGCACGACUUCGCCAACAUGCCAUGCGGGAUUAUGGAUCAGUUCAUCUCUACCAUGGGGAAAGCAGGCUGUGCUCUGCUGAUCGACUGCAGGUCGCUUGAAUCCAGUCUGGUACCACUGGAUGACCCUUCUGUGACCUUUGUGAUCACCAACUCCAAUGUUAGACACACACUAUCUGGUUCUGAAUACCCCACCCGCCGUCGACAGUGCUACGAAGCUGCAGCUGCCCUUGGCAAAAAGAGUUUGCGUGAUGCCACUCUGGAAGACCUAGAGAAGUGCAGAUCAUCCCUGAGUAAAGAAGUGUACUGCAGGGCAAGGCAUGUCAUAUCAGAAAUUCAGCGCACAUCAGAGGCUGUCACUGUGCUCAAAAAGGCAGACUAUGCAACCUUCGGAAAGUUGAUGACAGAGUCACAUGAUUCCCUCAGGGACGACUACGAGGUGUCAUGCCCCGAGCUCGACCAGCUAGUUUUGUCUGCGCUGGAGGUGCCUGGGGUCUUCGGCUCCAGGAUGACAGGCGGAGGCUUCGGAGGAUGCACCGUCACGCUGGUGAAACAAGAAAGUGUGGAAAGUCUUAUCUCUCACACAGUCCAGAAAUACAGUGGCAAGCCGACCUUCUAUGUAUGUUCGCCUUCAGAAGGAUCACAGCCAGCUUGCACUGUAGUCUGUGUUGCAGGAAACCACAAGAAGCAGCCAAUUAAUGCUAUAUUUUUUCUGAUUAAGGGGCAUUUAUUUUUUAAUAUUCCUAUCAUUCAAGUAUAUAAUGUAACAACUCAUCAUAGAAUACAUUUUGAAUAUAUUCAGAUAUCUGAAUAUGUUGUUUUUUUAUCCUUUCUCUGUUAG
Messenger RNA from Penaeus chinensis, 1401 nucleotides. RefSeq names its product galactokinase-like. Gene Ontology annotation, cellular component: cytoplasm; cytosol. Gene Ontology annotation, biological process: galactose metabolic process; carbohydrate phosphorylation. Lineage: Eukaryota; Metazoa; Arthropoda; Malacostraca; Decapoda; Penaeidae. Bases 46 to 1401 code for a protein of 451 amino acids. Gene Ontology annotation, molecular function: ATP binding; galactokinase activity. The transcript has 10 exons. The record is from RefSeq and is a predicted model, not a curated record.